UGUUGUUGAAUCACUAUGAGAAUAUCGUUCUUUUCUUGUAUGCAUCGCUUGUUUGGCUUAAGGCUGCUUCAUCAACUUGUCAAUCAAAACAGGAGGAGGGUUGUUGUUACGGGGAUAGGCCUUGUUACUCCUUUAAGUGUUGGUACUAAUUCCACUUGGAAUCGACUCAUCGCUGGUGAAUGUGCUGUAGACAGAAUUACUGCCUUUGAUGCCUCCAGGUUUCCGAUACAGAUUGCAGCUGAAGUUCCUAGAAGCAGUUGGGGAGACUUAGGGCCGUGUAGAAAGAUAAAUUGUAAAAAGUUGCAGGACGAGGAGUUUUUUGAUGCUACUAGAAUAUUAGGAUUUUCGGAAGAUGACAAGAAAAAGACACCAGAGUUUAUUCAGUUCGCCUUGGCUGCUAGCAAAGAAGCUUUAGAAGAUGCAAACUGGUUUCCAGUGGAUGCAACCAGUUUAGAGCGAACUGGUGUGGCAGUAGGAGCGGGAAUUACUUCUAUUCCGGAUAUUAUUGAAGCAAAUAGACUUAUUGAAUCUUCUGAAAGAGGUUAUAGACGUGUAAGCCCGUUUUUUGUACCUCGUAUUUUAACAAAUAUGGCGGCUGGUUAUAUUUCUAUGAAAUAUGGAUUUCAAGGACCCAAUCAUUCUGUUUCUACAGCUUGUGCUACAGGUUCUCACUCUAUUGGCGAUGCAUUUCGUAUGGUUCGUGAUGGAGAUGCAGAUGUUAUGAUAGCUGGAGGUUCAGAAGCUUGUAUUCACGAGGUUUCUCUUGUAGGUUUCUCAAGAGCCAAAGCACUGGCUUCAUCUUAUAAUGACUCACCCCAAAGAGCGUCUCGUCCGUUUGAUAAAGAUAGGGAAGGAUUCGUUAUUGGUGAAGGGGCAGGAAUUUUAGUCUUAGAGGAAUUAAAUCAUGCUGUCGCUAGGAAGGCAAAAAUUUAUGCGCAGGUUGAAGGCUAUGGACUUUCUGGUGAUGCCCAUCAUAUAACUGCACCACGUUCUGAUGGUCAUGGUGCUUGGCUUGCUAUGAAGAGAGCCCUGGACAUGAGUGGAUUGUCGCCUCUUGAUAUUGAUUAUGUAAAUGCACAUGCGACUUCAACUCCAUUAGGAGAUGAAAUAGAAAAUACCGCCAUUCGACGACUUUUAUCUUUGCACUGUGGAAAGGAAAGAAAUGGGCCUUCACGGAAUGGUCGACAUCCUCCCGAUGUUCUAGCAGUUUCUUCAACAAAAGGCGCGAUAGGUCAUCUUCUUGGUAGUGCUGGAGCAGUGGAAGCUGCUUUUACAGUUCUCUCCAUCUUUUAUCAAACCAUUCCACCCACACUUAAUCUUGAUUGUCUACCAAGUGAAGAAUUUGAUCUCGAUUAUGUUCCUGAAAAGGCCAAAGAAUGUCGAAUUCGGGCAGCUUUAAACAAUUCUUUCGGUUUUGGAGGUACUAAUGCUUCUUUAUUAUUCACAGAGCCGAAUAUAUGAUUCGUUAGCUCGUGGCUGUAGACCAUAAUGCUUGAAAAGUUUCAAGAAGUUUAUUUUCGUUGUGCCCGAAAUUUGUAUCGGAGU
Galdieria sulphuraria is the source of this 1545-nucleotide messenger RNA. Its product is annotated as 3-oxoacyl-[acyl-carrier-protein] synthase II. NCBI's taxonomy places the organism in Eukaryota, Rhodophyta, Bangiophyceae, Galdieriales, Galdieriaceae. Gene Ontology annotation, biological process: fatty acid biosynthetic process. The coding region runs from base 40 to 1461 and encodes 473 amino acids. Gene Ontology annotation, molecular function: 3-oxoacyl-[acyl-carrier-protein] synthase activity. The record is from RefSeq and is a predicted model, not a curated record. The transcript has a single exon.